CCGCCUGGACACUGGGAAGAUGGAUGGGCACGUCCUGGGAUGGAUCGUCCUCCUGUGGCUCGCAGCUGAGGUGGAAGGGUUGCAGGUCACUGUGCCUGAGAAGAAGAAGGUGGCCAUGUUGUUUCAGCCUGCUCUGCUUCGCUGCCAUUUCUCUACUUCUUCYACCCAACCAGCUGUGGUACAGUGGAGGUACAAAUCCUACUGCCAGGACCGGAUGGGAGAAGCUCUGGGUAUGGUGACUUCUGGUUUGCAAACAAUGAGCAAGAGAAACCUGGACUGGGAUCCCUAUCUGGACUGCGUGGACAGCAGGAGGACMGUCCGUGUCGUGGCGUCCAAACAAGGAUCUGCCAUCACCAUAGGAGACUUCUAUAAGGAGAGAGAUGUCAGCAUCGUCCAUGAUGCAGACCUGCAGAUUGGGAAGUUGAUGUGGGGAGACAGUGGGCUCUAUUACUGCCUUAUUAUCACACCAGAUGAUGUGGAGGGCAAGAAUGAAGAAUCAGUGGAGCUGCUUGUGCUUGGCAGGACAGGGCUGCUUGCUGAUCUCUUGCCCAGUUUUGCUGUGGAGAUUAUGCCAGAGUGGGUCUUUGUGGGCCUGGUGAUCCUGGGGGCGUUCCUGUUCUUCCUCCUGGUGGGGAUCUGCUGGUGCCAGUGCUGCCCACACAGCUGCUGCUGUUACGUCCGCUGCCCCUGCUGUCCCGAGUCCUGCUGCUGUCCCCGGGCGCUGUAUGUAGCAGGCAAAGCAGCAAAAGCUGGGUACCCUCCUGCAGUCUCUGCCAUGCCAGGUCCAUACUACAUCCCCAGUGUUCCUGUAGCUGGUGUCCCGUCUCCUGCUGUGCUGAUGGAUAAGUCACACCCCCCUCCCUUAGCCCCAAGUGAGGCCAGCGGAGGAAGCCAAAAUGUGCGCAAAGGGUACAGGAUCCAGACUGACAAGGACAGGGACUCCAUGAAGGUGCUGUACUAUGUCGAGAAGGAAUUGGCUCAGUUUGACCCAGCUAGGAGGAUGCGAGAACGAUAUAACAACACGRUGUCUGAGCUGAGCUCAUUGCACGAGGAGGACCUGAACUACCGUCAGCCUUACCGGCAGGGGCGCAGGAAACCUCUGCCCCCCGCGGGGGACAUGGACGGCGACGCCGAGUACUGGGCAGGAGUCGUGGGUGGGGGCAGCGCCUCCAGAUCACAGGCUGUGUCUGACUACAGGGAUGAGCGGGACAGCUACUGGCACAGCCAGCAGAGAUCCAAGUCAGAGAUGCUGUCCCGUAAGAGCUUCUCGGUGGGAGUGCCGGCYGUGUCCAUGGACGAGCUGGCGGCCUUUGCYGAGUCCUACAGCCAGCGGCCGCGGCGGGCGGACAGCCAGGACCUGCGGCGCUUCGAGCGCUCCGAGUCGCACGGCGGGCGCGGCGGGGGGCUGCCCCACCAGGACAGCUCCAUGGAGGAAUACUACACAAAGCGCUGCAGGGGCAACCGCGAGCCRCUGACGGACUCGGAUCGGGGCUGGUCCUACAGCCCGCCCCGCAGACGGGCCCACGAGGAGAAGCACCUUCCCAGGCUGGUGAGCCGGACGCCUGGAGGCAGCCAGAAAUACGAUCACUCCUACCUCAGCAGCGUCUUGGAGAGGAAAUCGCGGAGCUACGACGAGAGCGGUGACCACUGUGUGACCCCCUCGAAGCUGAGCUCGCAGCCCAGCCAGCGAGGAGGGAGCACRUACUACGCCUGGUCACCGCCCUCCACCUACAAAGCCGAGAAGUCACAGCCGCCACCGCAGCAGUCAUCGUCCCCCGAGCAGGACGAGGACGAGGAGGACAGCCUGCCCCCCUACAGCGAGAGGGAGCUGAACCGAGGCCCUUCCUACAGGGCCAGGGAACAGGCCUACCUCAAUGCCUCUGACAAGAAGAGGAAAAAGGACCCCAAGAAAACAAAUGAUUUCCCAACAAGGAUGUCCCUUGUGGUUUGAAGUUGUUGUGGACCUGUCAUGUUGAUGGGCUGGAUAUCAUGAGGUGCCUGCAGUGGACACCAUGCAGAGCAACAAGCAAGACAAGCCUCUGUGAACCUCUGCAGCCAUCAGCCAUGGACAGUUUCAAUUGUUUGUUUCAUCGGGGGGAGCAGAGGCUUUUGUAAGAGACAGACUCCCAUGGACAGCGCUUGAUCUCAGAGGCUCUGCCAGGAGAAUGAGGCCGGGGCUCUGUUUGGCACCCUGUUUUCCAGUGCCCUCCAUUCUGCACUGGAUGGCAGCCACGUCCCUACUGCCCCUGCAGCCCUGAACUAUAAGUGAGGCUGCCUUUGUGCCUCCUGCCCUGUCUCAUGUGCAGAGGGAGGCCUAUGUACCUCUUGCUCUGUCUCCUCAGUUCUCUGUUGGGAUCAAAAUUGUCUCCAUACUUAAAACCUUUUCUGUAUCAMCCCCAUGCUGGGAGGAGGCCUUGUUCUUACAGCUGCAGACUGCCUCCAGCUGAUCAGGCCCUAAAUCAUGAAAGAAAAUCUACAYCCUUUCUGACACUCUAAGAAAAGGACUGAUGAGGUGUUACCUUGAUAAGGGCUGAAUGGGGAAGGAGACAAUUAUGAGCUGGUUUGUUCAAUAUAUUUAGUUCUGUUCAUUGUGUGAUGAGAGUUGCAGGUGAGAUUGAUGUAUUGUUUUAAAAGUGGGUCAAAGUAGCUUUUACUGUGAUGAGAGCAUGAYUUGUUUCCCCCCUGCCCUCAACUGUGUUUUGUUUUGAUGCAGUUGCAUUUCCUUGUAGCUGAACUGUAACCCUGUAGAGCUUCAAGCUGGAGUAUCCACUCCUGCUUUUUAAAAGCACGGUUCUAGCAUUCCUAGUGCUCUGCUUCGAGCACUACCAGACACCUCUGUCACUCUCAUGAGUGGCCUUUUUGUUUCAAAGAAGCCAAAAGGGAACAGUCUCAGUGAGAGGGCAGCUGCACACCUUCAUUCUGUGCCACUGGUAUCACUCCUUUCUGGGAAUUGUUGCCAGGCACUAAAGAGAGCGGUAACAGCAGUGGGAAAAGAAUUAACAUUGUGGAUGGACACAAGCUUUGCAAGUCACCCUUUUCACUUAAAACCAUUUCAUUCCCUUUGGCUGGGAUGUGGUUUUAGUGGCUGUUGUCUCAGGAAUAGCUUUAUUUGGAAGUGAGCGCUUCCCACCAUUUGGAAGCCUGACAUUCUGGUUUUCAUAGGGUAUUAUGCAGUCAUUUAUUUAGUGAGGGAAGAUGAUGGGAACAUUUUAAGGUCCAGGAUCUUGAUCCCUGUUACAUCUAGAAACAACUUAGUGCCCUGUUGUGUUACAGACAUUAUCAGUCUCUGAAAUGACAUCUUUGUUGUUCCUCUGGGAAUUUGAGAAGCUGUCUGGCCUCAGGUGCUCAUACUGGCAGUGCCAUUUGGAACACAAGGUAUAUUAACAUCACUACAAUUCUCCAUAAAAAUGAUAGAUUAUAACUUCUGUGCUACUCCUUUGCCAGAUAGUUCACCCACCAAGAAUGGUCAAGGGAGAGGAAAAAUAAUCUCCAUAGAUCUGAUGAAAGUUUUCAUGCAAGAAGGUAGAUUGGUGACAGGAUGGCUCUUCUCCCACACUCCUCUAGUGAUUACUGUAGUUUUGGAAAUCCCAGUCCUGGGUCUUCCUGGCCAAAGAGGGAUCAGCCAGCAGGAACAUAUAGCUGUGGAAUGGCAGAAUUGUCUGUGCAGGAAGUAGCCUUUAAAAAUCAUCUAGCCUUUUGCCAUGGGCAGGGACAUCCUCCACGUGUCAAGUUGCUCAAAGAUCCAUCCAACCCGAUCUUAAACACUUUUAGUGAUGGGACAUCUGCAGCUUCUCUGGGCAACCUGUUCUCAUAGUGAAGAAUUUCUUCCUUGUAUCUAAUCUAAAAUGACCCUCUUUUAGUUGAAAAUCAAUGCCCUGGUAAAAAGCCCCUCUCCAGCUGUCUUAAACCUUUAGGCACUGUAAGGCUGCUCUAAGGUCUCCACAGAGCCUCUCUUCUCCAGRCUGAACAGCCCCUUCUCUCUCAACCUGAUUUCAUAGAAGAGGCGUUCCAGCCCCUCUCACCACUUUUGUCUCUCUCCUCUGGACCUGCUCACCAGCCUUUGAGCUGGUGRCCCCAGAAUUGAACUCAGUACUCUGUGUGGGGUCUCAAGAGAAUGGAGGAGAGGGCAAUGCCACUCUUUGACCUGCUGGACACUCCCCUGAUGCAGCUCAGGAUAUGGKUGGCUUUCCAGGCUGUGAGAGAAUGUGACUGCCUCAUGUCCAAUCUUCAUCUACCACUAUAAAAUCAUAGAAUUGUAGAAUGGUUUGGAAGGGACCUUAAACAUCUUCUAAUUCCCCAAGUCCUUCUCAGGGCUCCCAGUCCAUUCAUGCCCCAGUCUGUGUCAGUACCAGGGGUUGCCCUGACUCAGGUGUAGCACUUCACACUUGGCUGUAUUGAACGUCAUGAGGUUCUCAUGGGCCCACUCCUCAAGCCUGCCCCAGGGUCACUCUGGAUGGCAUCCUUUGCCUCCAGUGACUCCAGGGUGUCACUCAGCCUGGUGUCACCCACAAACUGCUGAGAUGGCACUCAGUCCCACUGUUUGUGGCAUUAAUGAAAAUUGAACAGUGUCUUAGUACAGGCCCUUUUGAGUAUUUUCUCAUCAUUAAUGUGUGUUCCUAGGAAACUCACAGCACAGUUAGGAAGAGGUGGGCAGGUGGCUGCCAUCUGAGGUCUUGGAAGCCUCGAGAAGUCUAAGGAGCUACAUUACAUGCUAUUUUGAAACAUUUAAUCUCUGAGGAUUCUAGCAAGUUGAUGUUUUGUUAGUCUGAAAACCUUGGCAAACCCUUGAAUUUCAAGGGAGCUUAGCCUGCUAUCAUUUCCAUCAGACACCCAGCAGACCCAGGAAACGGCUGACASAGAAAUUUGAAAGUGCAUCAGACUGCCAGAAAGGGGCCAGACCAGUGAUUUUACAGUCUCUGAAUACCUCAGUCUUUUAAAUCAUACUGAAAGCCUGAGCACUACAAUCUUCUCAUUUCAGUAAUGUUCUGUCCCUUAUCUCAGUCACUGUAGUUCAUUUGAUCAAGCCCUCAGGAAUGAGUUGUGUGUAUUUAAAAUACAAGUCUUCAUUUUUUUGAGUCAGUUUUGUUUGUUCAGCGCUGGUACUUUAGGGCAUCUGUACACUGUGUGUAAGAAGUUGCCAUUUGUGUAUCUAGCUUAUAAAUAAGUAGUUGCAAGCUAAUUCUUGUAAGAAAUCGUUUUAAUUGUAGAAACAACUGUUUGUGAGAACUUGAAACAUCUCUUGAAUCCCAGUACCUGGAAAAGUAUUGAAGAUUUUAUGACUAGUGAUUCUAUGGGUUUUACCAGAUGAUAAAAGUUUCAACUGCAAAAAAAAGAGGAGGUCUUACUUUUCUGAAUUCAGGUCUGGGCAGCAGCAACCUYCCUCUAAAAUUGUAAAUUUUGUAUCUCCAUGUACAAAUUUGCAGGAAUUUUCAGUUACUGAUCAUGUCUGUCCUCAGGCCAUCUUUAUUUUUCCCAUUAGAAAUCUGUCUGCAGCAGCAGCAAAUGGACCRAAUCAAGAAGUGAGGGGUGACCUAGAGCAUCUGCACAGCUACACAACCCUAAUGACCUGUGACUCCUGCAGCAGGGGAGCAGGGGACCAGAGGCUGACAGAUAGCUCAAGAGGAGCCUCAUGUUUCAGGAGAGAAGUAAUGGUUUGUGUCUKUGCCACCUUUCAGAACACCUGCAGAAUGCUGGCACUGGGAAAUGAUGAGCCUGGUUAUUAUGUGGUUGCAAAUUAUAAGUUUUCCAGUGAUCAAUUUUUAUUGCUGGCAUAAAAUUAAAAUCUUUUUUCUUACUGGAUGUGGAUGUCUGGGUCAUGCCAAGGAUAURGAGAGUUUUGUGGUCUUAAAAUCACAGCAUCUCAAUUGUGACUUGCURUGAAAACAGAUGAUGAGAGAAUCCUGUAUAAAUUUAAAAGAGCCCCUAGAAUAAAAGCUGGAUCAAGCACUAGCAGUAGAUUUGACUGUGCUGUCAAAAAAAGUGAUCUUGGCUACUGAAAAAAAGAAGUUUUGACAUAAUGGAAUGGGAAAAUAAAUACCAGUGGUAAUGACUUCUCAUCAGUCCCAUUAUUCUUUUAAAGUACAUUGUAAAAGUUCCAGUGGGUGGCUUCAGUGUGAACAUCCUCAGAACGCUCCAUUUCCACUCAAAUGGAAAAUUAACAAAAUUAACACUUUGAAUACUUARUAUUUUUGAGAAACUCCCAACAUUUAUAAGCUGAAACAGGCAGCCAGAAUUASUCAGGUCUUUGUGCUAGCAUAUGGUACCAGGGACUGGGUCUGUACCAUCCCCACSUUUGUUCCUGCAGUUGGGUCAGGGGUGGCCAUCAGCUGUGCACCCCAGAGCUGCAUCUCAGAGAUAAAGGACAGCCCUGGGACAGACCCCCAAGAAGGAGCAAUCACAAAAUAUUUCAGAAGUCAAACCUUGCCACAAACGGUUCCAGGUAUGUAAACACAGCACCGUGGUGUUUAUCAUUCUGAAAAUAGUUUUAAUGACAUGGAGAUUGUUGAGAAACUGCAUGGAGCUGUCUUUUUCUCCAGGUAGCUUUCACACAAAAUGUGGCUGAGGAUCCAUUCUGUCAGUACAGGGUUUGGGACAGGUGGAAAUAAAUAAAGGGCUUUAGCUCAUUUUUUUACUGGGUCCAGAAUAAAGAUACCUUUGGCAUAAGCCAGGCGGUGCAGGGUUGAACCAAUGAUUCCGUAAAUAUGGUGCAGCAUCUCCAUCAGGCUCUACUGACUGUACAUGCUUUCUACAACAGCUGUGAUGUUGAAACCACCCUAAAGUCACCCGGGGCUUCUCAAGUCCCUUUCCCAUUGCCUGGGAGAUCAGAAAAGGGAUCCAUUACAUAAUGUUAGGGAACAGCUAUCAUUUUAAUAUGAUCUCAGAAAUGCCAGCUGGAUUUACCAGCAUCAGAAACAGCAAAAAAACUGAAGUUAGCUAAUACUGAAGGAAGGAACRUGCCACGAUUCCCACAUGAAUUCUCUUGUGACCUUUAUAAUUCUUUGAGACAUUCACCCCUGCCUGCACAGGGGCCUUUGCCAGGGGAGGCCAUCACCUCCKCUCCCUUUUGCCUGUCAUUUUUUGUCAUGCUUGUAAAGCCUCUCUGACCCCUCUGCUUUCCUUUGGCUAUUUCCAGUCAACCUUCCGUGUGGUGCCCAGGGGUUCCAAUCAGUUUGGAUGUGGAAUGAGUGGCAUUUUGUAAAAAAGGCAUUUUUACCCCCUCUGAAAGCAAAAAUUACAGAAUGCCCACAAAACCCCAAGCCCUCCAGAUAUUCUCUCAAGCCCAAGCAGGGGUUUUAUGGGAAACAUUUUAAAAACUGAAGCUGAACAUAAUUUCAAAUCGAGUCAGUAUUGUUUUCAACCUCGGGGCAGCUGCAGUCAGAGCUGUGGAGUGCAAACAGCAGGAGUAAAUGCACUCAGGUUCCAUUGUUCUUGGUGAGAGCAGUGGCAGAGGGAAGCAGCACUUAAUGAGUCAGAGAGCAAAGGGAGUUCCAAGGUGCUGUUACUUACGUGUGAGUUAGAAGUGUGAACUAGAAGUUGACAGGCUGGGCUUAAAAGCAAAAUUCAGUCCAGGGAAGCUUGAGCCCUGGCCCAGGGGUGCAAUCCUCUUGCUGUUCACAGAUGAGCUGGGCUUUUUUCCUGCCUCUGUUGCUGCCUGCCAUAGCCAUUCCCCAGCCAUUUCACAGUGACUGAGUGGCUUUCUUUGCUGCUGUUAUUUUACUUAAAUUGCRCUCCCCUGUAAUGAACUUUUUUCAAUAUGAGGGGGAGAAGGACGUAACAAUACUCUAUAAUGAAAAUGUAACACUUUUAUGGCUUUUUGAGACACAUCCACAUCCCCAAUUACCAAGCAUUAUACAUUUGCCAUGCGUACAGUAUUGAAGUCGUUGCUUUUGAGUUGUCACCAUGGAGAAUAAAAGCAGGAAAAGCWACCACCAAUCUGCCUUUUUAUUAUCCUGCAGGCAAAUAAUUUGCCCGAUUUUUGCUAAGAAAUGAGCAGUUUACAUGAGUAGUUU
Malurus melanocephalus (red-backed fairy wren) is the source of this 8009-nucleotide messenger RNA. RefSeq names its product immunoglobulin like domain containing receptor 2 (gene ILDR2). The transcript has 10 exons. Gene Ontology annotation, cellular component: membrane. Gene Ontology annotation, biological process: pancreas development. The coding region runs from base 20 to 1951 and encodes 643 amino acids. The record is from RefSeq and is a predicted model, not a curated record. NCBI's taxonomy places the organism in Eukaryota, Metazoa, Chordata, Aves, Passeriformes, Maluridae.